GUAGCCUAGGCCGCUCGGACACUCUCGCACCAACACUCGUCGCGCUCCUUACUUUAUGUUUUACAUCCGAAUCCUCAGGAUGAUCGAGAUGCAACAGGUGAGUGCGCCAGGAGAGCCGGACAGCUCCGCAAACAGUCCGCGAAAGGGUCCGAUUGUAAAUAUAAGCGCCGGGAUGUCCGGCCGCCUGGUGUUGGUCAUCGUGCUGCUGUCGGCGGCCGUCGUCGCCCUCGCCGUCGCCAUGCUUGUCCUCACCUCCACCAGACUGAGCGGAGUGGCGCGUUACCAUCAAGAGGAAGGUUACACCUGCCAGACCGAUGAGUGCGUCAUUUCAGCGGCGAGGAUAAUUAAGUCUCUGGACACGACCGCAGACCCUUGUGAGGACUUUUACCAGUUCGCUUGCGGGGGAUGGAUUGAAAACAACCCCAUGCCCGAAGAGUAUUCGCAGUGGGACCAGUUCAGAGCUUUGAGAGAAAAUUUACUUCACACUAUCAGAGAAAUCCUUGAUGACAAAGACACAGCACUGACCCCAAAGCCCCUGAGCCAAGCGAGGAGCCUCUAUAAAACCUGCCUAGAUCAAGACGCUCUUGAAAAACUGGGAGUGGCGCCUUUGUUAAAAAUCAUACGAUCGAUCGGCCUGCCCGAAGUUCCAUUUGGGCCGGAGAGUCCCCAGGCGGCCCUGGACACCGUCCCCGCCCCCUGGUUAAACGUCGUCACAAAGACGCAGAGGAAUUUAGGAGCGAGUGUCCUUUUCAAUUUGUACGUGGCCGAGCAUCCCAGGAACACUUCAAAAAAUGUCAUUUCGUUGGAUCAGGCAUCUCCAGGGUUCAGUGAGCGUUACUUGUUGGACCCGACCAGGUUUUCUAAAGAGGUGAAGCUCUACGAGGAAUACGUCAAGGACAUGAUUGAACUUCUAGUCACUAAUGUUCCUGGAGCGAAAAUCAACGCGAGCGCCGUAGCUCAAGAAGUGGUCGAGUUUUCUAAAAUGCUUGCCCACGUGACCACACCUGUGGAGGAGCGCAGGGAUUUGCAUUCGCAAGCGCAGGAAAUGUCCAUAAACGACCUGCAAAACAUUUCAGACUCGAAACUUGACUUUUCAAAGAACAACCCCAGCAGACUGGACUGGGCGCAGUAUAUGCGCGAAGUAUUCCACGGCGUGAAUGUCACCAUCGACCUGGACAACGACCUGGUCAUCGUCAUGGACACCAAGUACUUCCAGAAACUAGCUGAGCUUUUGCAAAAAACGUCCCCGGAAACGAUCGAUCGGUACUUGUGGUGGAGGAUUUUCUCAUCCCUGGCGCCGCUGACCCUGAAGCAGUUUCGUGACCUGGCGUCCGACCUGGCCCAGAAGGUGAUGGGCCACAGUGCGCAGACCCCGAGGUGGAGGUCGUGCGCCUCCAGUGUCAACGCAAACUUCGGCAUGGCCAUCAGUUUUGAAUACGUCAAGAGGCACUUCCAUGAAGAUGCAAGACAAAAGGCACUUGAGAUGGUGAACGACAUUCACGUCGCUUUUGAGGAGAUGGUUCACAACUUGGACUGGAUGGACGACAGCACCAAGAACCGCACCCUGGAGAAGGCGCACGCCAUCAGGCCGUUCGUCGGAUUCCCUGAGUGGCUCCUCUACCCUGGCGAACUGGAGCGUUAUUACCACGGGAUGGAGGUGGUGGACGGCGAGUUGUUUUCAACAUACGUCGGCCUGGCGUCGAACGCUGCGAAGCGAAUGCUGGAGGAACUGGCUCAUCAGCCGGACAGGAACAAAUUCAUUUCCUCACCCACCACAGUCAACGCUUUCUACUCCCCUGUACUGAACUCAAUCACCUUUCCGGCGGGACUUCUUCACCCACCUUUUUACGGAUUGGGAUUGGAGGCCUUGAAUUACGGAGCGAUCGGUGCAAUUAUGGGACACGAACUGACACAUGGGUUUGACGAUCAAGGACGUCAGUAUGAUUUGCACGGAAACCUGAAGCAGUGGUGGAGUAACGAGACGCUGCACGAGUACAACCACAGGGUUCAGUGCAUUAUCGACCAGUAUGGGAAAUAUCACGUCCAAUCACUCGGAUCAAACUUUACGGUGAAUGGGGUUAACACUCAGGGUGAAAAUAUUGCGGACAACGGAGGUCUGCGUGAAGCCCAGCGGGCAUACGGGUACCUCAAGGCCAGACAGAUUCGCCUGGCCCGGACGCGAAAGGGCCUCGCCGAUCUCGAGCCGUCACUGCCUGGUCUCUCUCACUUUUCGCACAAGCAACUUUUCUACCUGGGAUUUGCACACAUGUGGUGCGGCACUUCGACUUUGGGCGCCCUGAAGUCGACCGUGGUGGACGGCGUGCACAGCCCGAAUCGCUUCAGGGUGGUCGGCACCCUGUCAAACAUGCAGGAGUUCUCGGAGGCGUGGCACUGUCCGGCCGGAAGCCCCAUGAACCCCCACAACAAGUGCAUUCUCUGGUGAUGCAAACAGACUAACUAUAGAAGUGUCGUCGACUAUAUAAAUAUAUAUUAUACAGCUGGCCAUAACUUAAUGUGUGCAUGUGAUCUCGCAAAAAUCUCUGUUAAUUAAAUACAUAUAAAAUUAAUUGAGAUUCGCUACUGUAGAACGACAAUUAUUUUGUAAAAAAAUUGGUCUUCAAUUCGGAGACACAAGUUUUAAUUUUUAAGUGUUUGUAUAUGUGAUAAAAGUUAGCAAAAUUAUAAUACAGCUGAACUAGUUUUUAUUGUGUAGAAAAUUUUUGUCUUCAUAUAACUGUUAUACCAAAAAAUUUAAAAAAUAAUUUUGCGUUUCUUUUGCUCAUCAGUUUUUAGUAAAAUUUAAUUUGGAUUUGUUGAAGCAUUUGACGAAAAGUACCGAAACGGAGCAAUAAAAUAAAUGAUCUUCUGCUCAGAGUGUCACCCCAAGUACCUUCCUAUCUGGCAAAAUACUGUUAUGCUGACCCGCGAGAGGCGCGUCUCCUACGUCGCUGCUCCAGUUUUGCAAAUCGAAAACCAAGCCAGGAAAAUAUAAGUGCUGAGCAAAAAAUUUAGGCGAAGAUUAAUUAGAUGAAUCAUAACAAAUUUGUGACAAUGAUAAGAAUUUGUUCUGAUUGUUAGUUUAAUUGUUUUAACCAUCAAACAAUAUUUUUUAAUUUCAGGGUAAGGAAAGAGUAAAAUGAAUUAAAAUUAGAAUAUUUUGCCCAGCGCCCAGUGGGCAGCAAGUUAUCUUGAAAAGUGCUCAUUGAAGUCUUUUCAAGUGAUCUGAUCAAAUUUCCAGUCAAAUGGGACUUGUGAAAAAUGAGUGGUGAUUGUCAUCUUAAUGUCAACGUUUCAUUACUGUGCACACAUAUGUUAUCAUUUAUCAUACAUGUUAAAAUGAAUAAUCGAUGUUAUUGGUGAUGGUGAUUAUGAUUAUAAAUUUACUUUCAAGAGUGCGAUUAUAAAUUUGACGGCAGUCACUUGCCUGCUCUUUACGAUUGUACUUGUCGGAAGGCAUAAUGAGGUACAACCAUGUGGAUUUGGAACGCCAGCCCAAAACAUCCUGCAUGGACAAGGUUUGGUAUCAUGCAGGUGUGUUCCAGAAAAUUAUGAUAGUCUCGGUUAUCACACUGGGAGCAACAACUGUUGCUCUUUCAAUAGCUUAUGGUAUAUUGGAUGCUAAAGUUCGCAACCAAAUGCAGAACUCUACUCCUGACCCAACAAUAAUACCAACAACCACUACGUUUACUACAACAACCACCUUGCCACCGACUCCUGAAAUAACAACAACCAUUUCGCCAUCAACUCCAGAAGUAACGACGAUUUCGCCGACAACUCCUGAAGUAACAACCAAUUCGCCAACAACGCCUGACGUAACGACUAUUUCGCCAACAAUUCCGGAAGUAACAACCAA
Molecule: messenger RNA, 3853 nt
Organism: Neocloeon triangulifer
Lineage: Eukaryota; Metazoa; Arthropoda; Insecta; Ephemeroptera; Baetidae
Product: neprilysin-4-like
Exons: 20
Coding region: 56-2443 (795 amino acids)
Biological process (GO): protein processing
Cellular component (GO): plasma membrane
Molecular function (GO): metalloendopeptidase activity
Source: RefSeq, a predicted model, not a curated record